This is a messenger RNA of Saccostrea cuccullata (small rock oyster), 363 nucleotides long. Its product is annotated as serine protease inhibitor Cvsi-2-like. Bases 72 to 332 code for a protein of 86 amino acids. The transcript is spliced from 3 exons. The record is from RefSeq and is a predicted model, not a curated record. Lineage: Eukaryota; Metazoa; Mollusca; Bivalvia; Ostreida; Ostreidae.
UGUUUGUUUCGUGCCCUAUAACUGUUAGAGGACAGAAAGAUUUUCCCUACCGACCCACAUCAUAUAGAAGAAUGAAGUCGAUCAUCAUUGCAUUCUCACUGGUAGCCAUUGCUUACGUGUUGUCAGAGAGAUGCGAUCAUCUUGAUGAUUGUGCCAGUACCCAAUGUGCCACUAACGCUUCUCACAUUGAAUGUGAACAUCAUCAAUGCACCUGCAUAGCUAACCCAAUGUCAUGUAGUGACAGACAGGAUUGUACUAUGUUGGGUAGAUGCCCAGAAAGACAUGAAGAAUUCCAUUGUCUUGACGGAGUGUGUAGAUGUCUUCGAGUAUAAAUGAAACCUCACAGAGUUUUAACUUUCGGGA